Capsicum annuum is the source of this 1998-nucleotide messenger RNA. Its product is annotated as (-)-camphene/tricyclene synthase, chloroplastic. The transcript has 7 exons. Bases 53 to 1900 code for a protein of 615 amino acids. Gene Ontology annotation, molecular function: terpene synthase activity; magnesium ion binding. The record is from RefSeq and is a predicted model, not a curated record. Gene Ontology annotation, biological process: diterpenoid biosynthetic process. NCBI's taxonomy places the organism in Eukaryota, Viridiplantae, Streptophyta, Magnoliopsida, Solanales, Solanaceae.
GAGGAUGCAACAUCUAAAAAUAUUAUUAUUGAAGUAAAUCAACAGAUUAGGGAUGGUAGCCAUGACAAUAUUUUCCACAAGACAUUUACCUACCCCUUUUUCAUCUUUCAUUCCACCAAAGGCAUUUAAAUCAAAAUCCUGCAGCCUCUCUACUACUGACAUGAAAACUGGAUCACUAGUACCUCUUAAUCACUCUCAUAAUCUUUCCACUAAUCUUUCAUUUUCAGGUGGAGUUAAUAACCCUAGUAGGCGUUCAGGGAAUUACGAGCCUACCAUGUGGAAUUAUGAAUUUAUUCAGUCUACACACAAUUGUUAUGUGGGAGAGAAGUAUAUGAAGCGAUUUGACGAACUGAAAAAGGAAGUUAAAAAGAAUUUGAUGAUGGUUGAGGGGUCACAUGAAUUAGACAAGUUGGAGUUGAUUGAUAAUUUGGAAAGGCUUGGUGUGAGUUACCAUUUCAAGGAUGAAAUCAUGCAUAUAUUGAAGAGCAUAAACCAACACACUGCUCCAGGAGAUUCACUAUACGCCACUGCUUUGAAAUUUAGGCUCUUGAGACAACAUGGUUUUCAUAUCUCUCAAGACAUACUGAAUGAUUUCAAAGAUGAGCAGGGUAACUUAAAGCAAUGUCUUUGUGAAGAUAUACAAGGGUUGUUACAGUUAUAUGAAGCUUCAUUUCUCUCUACGGAUACUGAAACCGCUACUCUAAUGGAGUCGGCCAAUACAUUCUCAAUGUCACAUCUAAAGAAUUAUUUGCAGAAUAGGAGUAAUUUAAAUGGUGAUCAUCAAGACAAUCGGACAGUGGAACUAGUACGCCAUGCCCUGGAACUUCCUUUGCAUUGCAUGAUGUUGAGAGUAGAGACAAGGUGGUAUAUUAACAUUUAUGAGAAAAUGGAAAAUGCUGAUCCUCUUCUGCUUGAGCUUGCUAAGUUGGAUUACAAUAUUGUGCAAGCAACACACCAACAAGAUUUAAGAAAUCUCUCAAGAUGGUGGAAGAACUCAUGCCUAGCAGAAAAAUUGUCAUUUACAAGGGAUAGAAUAGUUGAAGCUUUCUUAUGGAUAGCUGGGAUGAUGUUUGAACCUCAAAAGAACCAAAAUUGCCGAAUAAUGUUGGCACAGGUCACUGCUAUGGCUACAGUCAUAGAUGACAUUUAUGAUGUUUAUGGCACACUUGAUGAGUUGGAGCUCUUCACUCGUGCUGUUGAAAGAAUGGAGAUUGAUGCAAUGGAUGAGCUUCCAGAUUAUAUGAAAGUAUGUUACCUUGCACUCUUCAACACUACCACUGAAAUUGCAUAUCAUGUUCUCAAAGAUCAAGGGAUCAACGCCAUGCCCUACCUCACAAAAUCAUGGGCAGAUUUGUGCAAAGCUUACAUGCAAGAAGCAAGGUGGUACUACAAUGGAUAUACACCAAGUGUGGAAGAAUACAUGGAAAAUGCAUGGAUUUCAGUUGGAAGUCUAGUGAUGGUAGUGAAUGCAUUCUUCCUAGUUACAAAUCCAAUUACCAAAGAGGCAUUGGAAUACGUCUUUUUAAGCAAGUACCCAGACAUAAUUCGUUGGUCUGCUACAAUUAUUCGUCUUGCUGAUGAUCUAGCAACAUCAUCUGAUGAAAUGGAAAGAGGUGAUGUUUCCAAGUUAAUUCAAUGUUACAUGAAUGAGAAGGGUGCUUCUGAAGAAGAGGCAAGAAAACACGUCAAUUUUAUGAUAAAUGAGACAUGGAAACUGAUCAACACAGCUCAACGGGAUAAUUCAUUACUAUCUGAAAAAUUCAUUGGAUGUGCUAUAAAUGUUGCCAGAACAGGACAAACCAUUUACCAGCAUGGAGAUGGCCAUGGAAUUCAAAAUUCUGAGAUUCAAAAUCGUAUAUCCAAAUUAUUUUUCGAACCCAUCACAAUUUCAAUUCCAUAAAGUCACACUGUUUUAUGAUUUUUACAUGUACACACAACGAUUUAUGCAUUUCUUUUAGAGAAAGAUUACUGUGAAAAUAAGACAAACUUUAUUUUGUA